This is a messenger RNA of Lactuca sativa (garden lettuce), 429 nucleotides long. RefSeq names its product large ribosomal subunit protein eL39z/eL39x. Gene Ontology annotation, molecular function: structural constituent of ribosome. The record is from RefSeq and is a predicted model, not a curated record. Gene Ontology annotation, cellular component: cytosolic large ribosomal subunit; ribosome. Gene Ontology annotation, biological process: translation. NCBI's taxonomy places the organism in Eukaryota, Viridiplantae, Streptophyta, Magnoliopsida, Asterales, Asteraceae.
AGAAUACAAUUGGGCUUAAAGCCUAACCCACACAAAUGAAACCCUAGCUAUAUAAACUAGUCUCAAAGCGUUGCCUUCGUCUGUCGUCUGAGCAAACCACACUAGAGAAAGAAGCAGGAGGAUCUCCAUUCUCCGCCAUGCCGUCACACAAGUCAUUCAUGAUCAAGAAGAAGCUUGCGAAGAAGAUGAGGCAGAAUAGGCCCAUUCCUCACUGGAUUCGCAUGAGGACUGACAACACCAUCAGGUACAAUGCAAAGCGCAGACACUGGCGUAGGACUAAGCUUGGAUUCUGAGGUGUUUACGAUUUUGAAUUAUGUGUUUUUUUAUUAUUGUAAUAGGGAUUUUGAUGAUACCCUUGUUUAUUGACAAAUUAAUUUUGUAGUUUAACUUUAAUUUUGUUUUGGUAAGAAAAUGUUGGGUUAUCGUUAA